Molecule: messenger RNA, 6637 nt
Organism: Mobula hypostoma (lesser devil ray)
Lineage: Eukaryota; Metazoa; Chordata; Chondrichthyes; Myliobatiformes; Myliobatidae
Gene: phka1a
Product: phosphorylase kinase, alpha 1a (muscle)
Exons: 33
Coding region: 232-3822 (1196 amino acids)
Biological process (GO): glycogen metabolic process
Cellular component (GO): phosphorylase kinase complex
Molecular function (GO): calmodulin binding
Source: RefSeq, a predicted model, not a curated record
CCGCUGUUGGUGGGGUGGCGAGAGGCGGUUGUGGGGUUACGGGUCUCUUGGGAUUUGAUGCGAGGGUGCUGGCGGUUCCUGCCCCGGUCGGCAACAGGUGGCCUGGAUAGAGGGGCGUAAGGCCGCUCACUGCGGCGCAGGGACACGAGAGGCUGAUACUGCCGAGAGGACAGCGAGGUUGACGGGCGGAUCUUGCAGCGGCACCCAGCAAUAAGGCGGGCGAGAUCCAGGAUGAGGAGCCGCAGUAAUUCCGGCGUCCGGUUGGAUUAUUUCGCCCGGUUGGUGAACAACACCAUCUUGUGUCACCAGAAUUCUGUAACUGGAUUACUGCCAGCUAGUCCUGAUAUGCAGCAUGCUUGGGUGCGUGAUAACGUGUACAGUAUCCUGGCAGUCUGGGGUUUGGGAAUGGCCUAUCGUAAAAAUGCUGAUCGCGAUGAAGAUAAAGCAAAAGCUUUUGAGCUCGAGCAGAGUGUGGUGAAACUGAUGCGUGGAUUGCUACAAUGCAUGAUGAAACAGAUAAAUAAAGUUGAAAAAUUCAAGCAGACCCUAAGUACAACGGAUGCACUUCAUGCAAAAUACAACAAUACCACAUGUAAUACAGUGGUUGAAGAUGAUAAAUGGGGUCACUUGCAAAUUGAUGCCACCUCUCUUUACUUGCUUUAUCUUGCACAAAUGACUGCAUCAGGGCUUCAUAUAAUUUUUACUUUGGAUGAAGUAAAUUUUAUACAGAAUCUUGUAUUUUAUAUUGAAGUAGCAUACAAAGUUGCAGACUAUGGGAUGUGGGAACGUGGUGACAAAACUAACAGAGGAAUUCCAGAGCUCAAUGCCAGUUCUGUAGGAAUGGCCAAAGCAGCUCUGGAAGCACUUGAUGAAUUGAAUCUCUUUGGUGCUAAUGGAGGUCCCAGAUCAGUCAUUCAUGUCAUGACUGAUGAAGUGCAGCUUUGCCAAUUUAUCUUGCAGUCAAUGCUGCCAAGAGCAUCAACGUCUAAAGAAAUUGAUGCUGGUCUCCUCUCAGUUAUCUCUUACCCAGCUUUUGCAGUAGAAGAUAUUGAACUUGUUGAGUUAACAAAACAAGAGAUCAUCACAAAACUACAAGGUCGUUAUGGCUGCCGCCGGUUUCUAAGAGAUGGUCAUAAAACGCCAAUUGAGGAUCCCUCCAGACUUUAUUAUGAAAAUGCAGAACUGAAGUUGUUUGAGAACCUAGAAUGCGAAUGGCCAUUGUUCUGGACGUACCUGAUACUCGAUGCACUGUUCAAUAAGAACACAGAGCAGGUUGAAGAAUACAGGGAAGCUCUGAAUAGAAUUCUUGUUAUGCGCCCAGGUGGUGUCAAUUUAUUACCAGAACUUUAUGCUGUUCCAGCUGAUAAGAUGGAUGAAGAGUACCAUAAUCCUCACACUGUCUCAAGAGUUCACAUGGGAAAGCUGCCACAUAUGUGGGGACAAUCCUUGUAUAUACUAGGAUGUCUUGUUGCAGAGGGUUUUCUUGCUACUGGUGAAAUUGAUCCUUUGAACAGAAGAUUCUCAACUGUUCCGAGACCAGAUGUCGUAGUACAAGUGGCAAUAAUAGCAGAAAAUAUGGGAAUAAAGGAGGUUUUAGAGAUGCAUGGAAUCUGCGUUGAAACUGUAUCAGAAGUCUUACCGAUCCGUGUACAGCCAGCUUGUAUUCUUUCUCAGAUCUAUACAAGACUAGGUUGCAGUAAAAGAUUGGGAUUGAGUGGUCGGCCUUAUCGACACAUGGGUAUUCUUGGCACAUCAAAGCUGUAUGUUAUACGGGAUGAGAUCUUUGCUUUUACUCCUCAGUUUGUUGAUCAGCAGCAGUUCUAUCUUGCUCUUGAUAAUCGAAUGAUCGUCGAAAUGCUUCGAACAGAGUUAUCAUUUUUGUGUCGUUGCUGGAGAAAGACUGGGCGGCCCACUGUAACAUUUCCAAUUUUACAGUCCAUGCUCAUUGAUAAUGGCACCAGUUUGGAUCCUUAUGUUCUGUCAACUUUAAGGAAAUUACAAGAUGGAUACUUUGGAGGAGCCAGAGUUCAUGCAGCCAAUUUGUCAACAUUGUUGGUAACCUCAUGCUGCACACGACUCAGUUUUAUGGAUGUUGGGCCUAAUGUGGAAUACCGAGAUGAGCUAACUGUGUACUUAAACCAACUGCUUGAGACGAAACCUUCAAAAUCUGCUUUGCUACCAUCUGGAAAGAAAGUGGGCCUGCAUCGAUUCCGUGCUGCCGCACAUGCUACGCGGGAUGUCGUAUCUCUGGCACAUAAAGCAAAAGAACUUGACAUCCAAAACGUCUCUUUCUAUCUACCAAACAGCUUGAUAUCUGAAUCACGUCAUAAACUCAAUCUUGUAUCUGCAUCCUCAGUCAGUCCAGAGUUUCCAUUAAAGACCUCAAAAGACUUGCCUAGAGAUGACUCUGGUGAAAUAGACUGUAAAGCCUUGAUGGAACAGUUGAAAAAGAGUCAUAGCUUACAAGAACAGGUUGAAAUAAGCCACGUAAUCUAUGUCAUGAAGGGUAUAGAUUGGAAAGUGGGUCAAGAAGGUCAUCCUGAUCUGACUGUUCAUGACCUCUUAAUGGAGCUGUACACAAAAGCUGGUAAGGAGCAGCACUGGGGACUGAUCCGUUAUAUUUCUGGUAUGCUCCAUAAAAAAGUUGAAGAACUUGAUGAGGCCUGCACAACCCUUUUGUCAAAUCAGAAGCAUCUGACUGUUGGCCUUCCUCCUGAACCACGCGAGAGAACUAUUUCUGCACCCUUGCCUUCUGCUGAACUUACUAAGCUGAUCGCAGAAGCUAAUGAACACAAUAAUGCUUUGUUCAUCCUCACACAGGAAGUCAUGGUUUAUCUGGCAAUGUAUGCAAGGACAGAACCUAAUCUAUUUGCUGAAAUGUUCCGACUGCGUGUUGGAUUAAUAAUUCAAGUUAUGGCAACUGAAAUGGGCAAUAGUCUCAACUGUUCAGGUGAAGCAGCAACUGAAAGUUUAAUGUCAAUGAGACCCUCUGACCUGAAGCUACUUCUUCACCAUGUCCUCAGUGGAAAGGAAUUUUCAGUUGAAGAAAAUGUUGAUCUUUUUACAAGGAAAUAUAUUUCUAUCCAUGAUGUGGAUCACACUGGAGCAACAAAAAGCGAGCGAGCUGGAAUUAGUAAACUGAAACUUGAGAUGAUGCAGAUGGAUAAGCGUAGAUUUUCUGCUGCUGUAACCAAUAUUGAGAGUGGAACUUUGAAGCCAACUGGCAAAUCUGAUGAACUACAAGAGCAAGCACUUAAGAUGCCUGAUCCAUGGCAAGAUAGUGAUUUUAUAGACACACGUCAGGGACAGUGGUUGCGGCGAAGGCGAAUCGAUGGUGCACUGAACAGAGUUCCUGUUGGUUUUUAUCAACGAGUAUGGAAAAUUUUACAAAAGUGUCAAGGGUUGGCAAUUGAAAAUUAUGUUCUCUGGUCAUCUACAACUGAAGAGAUGACUCCUGGUGAGAUUAAGUUUGCUGUUCAGGUGGAGACUUUCCUAAACUGUGUGCCGCAGCCAGAAUAUCGGCAGCUUCUUGUGGAGACGAUCCUUGUGCUGACCACGCUGGUGGAUGUAGACAUAGCGAACAUUGGUAGAACAAUUCAUAUUGAGGACAUUGCACGCAUGGCAAAUAAGUUAUUCAUUGAGGAGCAGACAGCCUUGGGAGCCAAUGAUGAAAUGCUAGAGAAGGAUAAAACCACCGGGAUUUGUAAAUUGAUAUAUGACAGUGCUCCAAGUGGUCGUUUUGGCACCAUGACUUAUAUUUUGAAGGCUGCAGCUGUAUACAUGGAAGAUUUCUUACCAGCUGAUGGGUGCCAAGUGCAAUAAGAUGGUUUAUGAACUCAAAUUAGAUUGUGAGACUGAACAAAGAAGCACAAUGAAAAUCCAGAAACUUUAUCAAUGUUAAGUUACUCACAGUUGCAAAGAAGAAAUGACUGUGAAUUAAAUACUUAUCAAUUAAAUGUUCCAAGGAAGCAUGACCUAGUAUAUUUUUGAACCCCUUCUGUUUAGUAGAGACUGAGAAAGCUAUUAGGCCAGAAGUUCAAUAAUUUCUGCCAGUGGAUGGGUUUUUCAGUCCUGUAUAAACUCAUUACAGGAAAUUAAAACAAUGUAUUUUUGCUGUAAACUGGUAUAUAAACGGUAAAAUUACCUCAGCAUCACCUCCUAUCAUAAUGUUUUCAUUGUUGCAUUACAUACUGAAUUUGCAUUGAGAAUACAAAGUUCUCAUAAAACCUCAGGAACAAAUAAGCAAAAUAAUGAAAACAUGUUUUUCCCUUGCACUGACAAGAACUGUCGAUUUUGGUCCUGUAGUUUGUAUUUCCUUUUUAUUUAUAAUUUUUUAAAUAGGUUUGCACUUUGAUAGUAAUGAUCAUUAUAAUAGAUCUGCCUUAUCUUAAUCUGUAAGAAACGAUUUUAGAAGUUAAGUUAAUUUUAAAAAUAAUUUAAACCAGAAUCUUUUGUCUAUUUUGGCAAUAUGUUUGUUAUCUUUGCUACUUAACAAUUUGCAUGUGGUUGAGCUAUUUAACAUGUUCCUUUAUUAUUUACAAACAAGGAUAAUCAAGCCUGUUGAACUUUAGAAUGAUAUGCAACUGCAUUCACAAGGGAACUUGAUUACUUGGAAUGUCUGAUGUGUAAAAAAAACUUGUGUAUGAACAUUGCAGCAAAAGGUGAGAAGUGCCUUGGAAGCUCAGAGUGUGGGGUGAGCUGCUUUGGAUAGUAUUUAUGAAGAUGGUAUAUUCAGAUCUUUACAGUGGCCUAGAAAAUGGCAUCAUAUUCUAAUAACAAUUAUACUUCACUUAUUUUGACCCACUUCAAUGCUUUUAUCUAUCUCAGGAAAAUCUAAGUCAGUCAAUAAAAUAUUUAUUAAAACAACAAAUUCAUUUUUUUUUUGGUUGUACAAAUAAUUUUAACUGAUACUUUUUAACCUGAACUAGUAUUCACGCAUGUAUUGUUGUCUUCCUGAAUUUUUGUGUUACGUCCCAAAUCUGUGCAUUAUUGCAUGUCUGAACAGCAUGAAAAGGGCACCAAUCAAAGUCUUUCUCUAUUACUGUGAUGCAUAAUCCAUUUUUGGCCUAGCUGUAGCUUACGAUGUGAAUUAACAAAUAUAUUCUCCUCUACAACUCUUACCUGUAACCAGUAGGAUGAGGUAGCCUUUGAUUUUACCUAAUGUUAUGCCUUGAAAAUAAUUUAUCAGUGCAUUUUCCAAUCCUGCAAUGUUACUUCAUGAAAUCUUUGUGGAUUACAGUAAACAUUCUCCACACUCAGUUCUCUCCUGAUAGACUUCAAAGAUAUAAAAUCCAGUUUCACUUUAUGGUCGUCACAUCUUUAUGGUCAUUGCACUUGCUGAAGAAAGGUACAAAACUAGAAAGAUAUGGAAGUUAAAUUAUUAUGGUCAGCUACAGAGACUAGGCCUGUGCUCACUUGAGAUAAUAAAAUUAACAGGAAAUAUAAUUGCCUUUUGUGCUAAUUAAACAAGCUGAUUUUUGAUUUUGUGGCAGCUUUACAUUUUGGCACGUCAGAGCAGGCAUGAGAGAUUCGGUCAUUUAAGCUUAUAUUCUCUGGAUUAUAUUAGAAUGAGAGGGAGUUUUCAUAGAAACCUAUACAGUUAUAACAAGUUUAGAGAGACUAGAUAUAAGGAGGUUGUUCCCAACUACUAAGGAACCCAGUACCAAAGGCCACUGUGUCAGGAUAAUGGAAAAAGCCAAUUAGGAUUGAAUUCAAGAGAAUUUUUUUUUUCACCCAGACAGAGGAGAACUUAUGAAAUUUUCUAGCUUUGUUGGCAGUGGAUACAGAAUCAUUAAGCAGAUUUAAGAAGGAGGUAAAUUAUACUUCUUAAUGUCAAAGGGAUAUUUUUUCAUACAAAAAAAAAUCAUUUCUCUGAAACUCUUCCAAGACCUCUGUUAAGGGUGGUAUAGUGCAUUUAGUCCUAACCUUUGUGUGUUCUCCUGUGACCACAAGGGUUUCCUCCAAGUGCUCUGGUUUUUUCCCACAUCCCAAAAAUGUGUAGAUUGGCUACUUUUAAAUAUUAACGUGUAAGUGGUUGGUAGAAUCUGGGAUUAUGAAGAGAGGAAUGGGGCUAUGGAGAGAGAGAUUAGUCUCAAUGGGUGUUUGAUGGUUCAAGCAGUGUCAGUAAGCCAAAGGGUCUGUUUCUGGACUGUAUGCUGUCCCAUGAACACAAUAUGGUAACAGAUUAGUACUCCUUUAUUUAAUACAAUACCCUCAAAUUCAUCAAUGGAUUUACUGUAUUGAACAUGAACUUUUGGUGAUCACAAUAAAAUCUCCCUCCAUCUCCUUAAGAGCAUGUGGUUCUUCUGAUGUGACUUAUCUGGGUUAAAAAACAGUUCCCUUUGGUCUGUUCUGAUGGUGCAUUCAAAUCUGCAUUACUUUUAAUUAUCUUUGGAAUGUGGACAUCACUGGCAGUUUCAACAAAUAAUGAUGUCCUUAAUUGUUUAAUGCCUUAACCUAUUCACAUAUCUUUGUAUUUUUAAAAAGUACUGACCAUAGUGCCAUCACCACAAUCUAGGUUAUAAACAAAACUGGACAGUAGGCUGAGGACUGAUCUGUGGAGAACAUCAUUGCCAAUGUGCCUCCAGGCUAAUGAACAGCCUCUAGUUACAUUUUUUAGCUGCAAGAUUAGAGUCAA